ACAAGAGAGAAAUACAAAGAAUUUCCUCCCAAAUAAUUCUUUCAUGGUAUCAGAGCCAAAACCCUAGAGAUUUUCAGCGACUACUGUUCACGAUCGCCUGGCAUGGCGUCUAUCGAUCGUUGCUCAGUUUCAGUCGUUCGUUGUUGUUGCCGGACAACGGAACGGUCGACCGUUGCUCUUGAACGGUCGAGCACGUCGACCGUCUCGUCGGCAGAUUGUGUGAUAGAUGUUGUUGUUGAUUCUUCCGCCACCGCCGUACGCCACUCUGCUACCGCCAUGGCCGAUGAACAACCAAGGAAGAUGUUUUUCUCCCUAUCAUCGUGUGUUUCUAGUAUGAAGCUUUCAGGUGCAUCUAUUGAUACAGGAAGUACAAAUGAGGUUAGCUCUUAUGAUGAAGAUGAAGAAAUGCGGACGGAAGAGCAGAUGGAUCGUUCCAAGAGGGACGGUGGGCUAGAGGAAAGCGGUAAAGCAGACAUGCUACAGACGGUUGACCUGAUGGACCGUUCGGAUGUCCACGGUCGACCGUCCGAGAGGCAGAAUGAUGGGUUCCUGAGAGAUGACCAAACGGUCAACCUGGUGGACCGUUCAGAUAUCCACGGUCGACCGUCCGCAAGGCAGAAUGACGUUUCUUUGGGAGAUGAUCAAACGGUCGACCGUGAAGUGGAAGACGGUCGACCGUCUCCGAGGCAGAAAGUUAGCGAUCCGGAACAGCUUCAGACGGUCGACCCCGUGGACCGUUCCACGGACGGUGGUCGACCGUCCUCUUCCCAGCAGGCGGUGGAGAACUUGGGACGUGGUCAAUGUGAGAAACGUCCAAAUGUACGCCUUGCCGAUUAUGCUACCCAUGUAGCUGGUUCACAUAUUGGUGAAAAUGCAAAUAUCCUCUUGCCUCGUAUAUCACACACGAGAAGUUCUUUGACAGACACAAGUGUUUUCUCAGCGCACUUGAUGCUGGAGUGGAGCCCACAGGUCAUCCAGAACCUCACUAGUGCGCCACUCUCUCCACCAAAUUUAGCUCUUGUGGUCACCGUACAAAACACUAAGUCUCAUGAAAAAGAAUUAAAGGAUGAUUCAAGCGCUGAAUCACAUGUUGGGGAUGCUAUGGACAGUAGGCCUAAACUCAUGAAUGAAGAUGACGAGAGGUCCAACGCCGUUGAAAUUAAUGAAGAGCUUGCCCUUCUAGAAGGUGCCAACAAGGUGGCAAAUGCAGAUAAUAAGCAGGCAGAUAACCCCUUUUCAUUUGACACCAUUAAGUUGUUUGACAAUGUUGAUGCGGUCAAGUCAAAGCACCAAGUUUCACCGAGAGAACCUACACUGGGUGAAAUCCCAGAUGAGAGUGGAUCGAAUAGUUCCCCUUCGAUCGAUCACUUCGAAGAUGAUGAAGAGAUGCCAGUGGAAGAGCAGCUGGACCGUUCCACGAGGAACGGUCGACCGGAGGAGACCAGUGAGGCAGGCGAGCUACAGGCGGUCGACCUGGUGGACCGUCCUGAUGUCCACGGUCGACCGUCCGAGAGGCAGAAAGACGGACCUUUGGGAGUGCAACCAACGGUCGACGUGGUGGACCGUUUUGAUGACCACGGUCGACCGUCUGAAGGGCAGAAAGAUAGGCUCCAGAGGGAUGAUGAAACGGUCGACCGUGAAGAGGAGAACGGUCGACCGUCUCUGAGGCAGAAAGAAGACGCUCAGGAAUCCUUUCAGACGGUCGACCCCAAGGACCGUUCCACGGAUGGCGGUCGACCGUCCUCUCCCCAGAAAGCAGCAGAGACCUUGGGACGUGGUCAACGGGAAAGGCGACCAAAUGUGAGGCUUGCGGAUUAUGUUACGCAUGUUGCUGGUCCACAUAUCGGAGAAAAGUGCAGAUAUCCACUCUCUUCAUAUGUCACUUAUGAGAAGUUUUCUCACAAACAUAAGUGUUUCCUCACAGCGCUUGAUGAAGAAAUAGAGCCUAGAAACUUCAAAUAGGCAUUCUAGGAUGAGCGAUGGAGGA
This is a messenger RNA of Cuscuta campestris, 1987 nucleotides long. NCBI's taxonomy places the organism in Eukaryota, Viridiplantae, Streptophyta, Magnoliopsida, Solanales, Convolvulaceae. The record is from the annotation of a GenBank genome assembly.